Messenger RNA from Nematolebias whitei (Rio pearlfish), 3800 nucleotides. RefSeq names its product liprin-alpha-3. Gene Ontology annotation, biological process: synapse organization. Gene Ontology annotation, molecular function: protein binding. Gene Ontology annotation, cellular component: presynaptic active zone. The record is from RefSeq and is a predicted model, not a curated record. The coding region runs from base 16 to 3735 and encodes 1239 amino acids. Lineage: Eukaryota; Metazoa; Chordata; Actinopteri; Cyprinodontiformes; Rivulidae. The transcript has 31 exons.
CAAAACCACGGUCUCAUGAUGAUGUGUGAGGUUAUGCCCACCAUAUCUGAGGAUGGGCGAUGUGGGACUGGUGGGGGUCCCUCCUCACCUGCAGGAGCUGGAGUCGGGGGGUCCGGGGGCACAAUGGCUGGAGGAGGAUUCAGUGGCAGGGACCCCAGAGGUGGAGGAGAUGAAGGCGGCAGCACGGGAAACCUGGAGUCUCUGAUGGUCAACAUGCUGACAGAGAGGGAGAGGCUGCUGGACAACCUGAGGGAGACACAGGACAGCCUGGGCACGGCACAGCUACGACUCCGGGAGCUCGGCCAUGAGAAGGAAUCGCUUCAGAGGCAGCUGUCCAUCGCUCUGCCGCAGGAGUUUGCUGUGUUGACUAAAGAGCUGAACAUUUGCCGGGAGCAGCUUCUUGAGCGUGAGGAGGAAAUUGCUGAGCUCAAAGCGGAGAGAAACAACACGCGUUUAUUGCUUGAGCACCUGGAGUGUCUAGUGUCACGCCACGAGCGCAGUCUGAGAAUGACUGUGGUCAAGAGACAAGCCCAGUCCCCUGCAGGAGUCUCCAGCGAGGUGGAAGUCCUCAAGGCCCUCAAAUCUCUGUUUGAACAUCACAAAGCCUUGGAUGAGAAGGUCCGAGAGAGGCUCCGUGUGGCCCUCGAGAGGGUGUCCAUGUUGGAAGAUCAACUUGCAGCAUCUUCUCAAGAGGUAAUCUCUUUAAGAGACCAAAUUAAAAGACGUCAACAAGGGGUGGACAGCGGGAAAGAUCGGCUACCCAAUGGUCCAUCAGUUGGCCUGGAAGAUGGGGAGCUGGAAAGACAGCGAGAAGGAGAGAUAGAGCGACAGAGAGCUGAACUCUCCCAGCUGAGGGAGAGGCUGGCUCUCAUGUGCCGGCAGGUCGGAGAAAUAGAGGAACAGCUUGCUGCCGCCAGGAGGGAGGUGACGAAGACCGAGGAGGCCAAUCAGAAGCUCCAAAGGGAAGUGAAAGAGGCUCUUUGCCAAAGGGAAGACAUGGAAGAAAGAAUUACAACACUAGAACGAAGGUAUCUCAGCGCCCAGCGGGAGGCGACCUCUCUCCACGACAUCAAAGACAAGCUGGAAAAUGAGCUGGCUAGCAAGGAGUCCCUGUACAGACAAAGUGAAGAAAAGAACAGGCAACUGCAGGAGCGUUUGGAUGAGGCCAAGCAGAAGCUCCAGCAGACGCUGCAAAGAGCAGAGACUUUGCCUGAAAUCGAGGCCCAGCUUGCUCAGCGAGUGGCUGCUCUUAACAAGGCAGAAGAGCGCCACGGAAACUUUGAGGAGCGACUACGGCAAAUGGAGGCCCAACUUGAGGAGAAGAAUCAAGAGCUUCAAAGGGCGAGGCAGAGGGAGAAGAUGAAUGAUGAACACAACAAACGCCUCUCGGAUACAGUGGACAAGCUUCUGUCUGAGUCCAACGAGAGACUUCAGCUCCACCUCAAAGAGAGGAUGGCAGCUCUAGAAGAAAAGAAUGCUCUUUCAGAGGAGCUGUCCAACAUGAAGAAAAUCCAAGAUGAUCUCAUUGCUAAUAAGGAGCAGCUACUUGCUGAGCUGGAACGAGUCCAACUGGAGCUGGACCAGCUGAGAGGCAGGCCUGGAUCUUCCUAUUCCAGGACGGGCAGUGUGAGCUCCCUUCCCUCCACACUUUUUCGGAGAUCUCUUCCGGGGAGCUCCUCGGAGCUGCGGUACCCUCAGGGCAGUGGCUCACUCCCAGCAGGCUACAGCACCUCCUCCAGUGCCGUGGUGGUCAGGCGGGUACACCGCGGCCGCUGGGGACCUCCUAGAGACGACAGCAACAAGUAUGGUGAGUGGGACAGUGGUACCAUACUAGGUCCCGGGUUUGAGGGUGGUGUAGAGGGAGGUUGCUCUGAUGAUGAGGAGGACAGGGAGACUCUGUUUGGAUCUGAGCUGCUCUCUCCCAGUGGACAGACAGAUGUUCAGACUUUGGCCAUCAUGCUUCAGGAGCAGCUGGAGGCCAUCAAUAAGGAGAUUAAGCUGAUUCAGGAGGAGAAGGAGAGCACAGAGCUGAAGGCAGAAGAGAUUGAGAGUCGGGUCAGCAGCGUGGCCUUUGACGCCUCAUCUCUUCCACCAUCCUCGUUGGGAGGGCGAGACAGUGCUGGAAGAGGCUACAUGACUCCCUCCAUCACAUCCUCCACACUUGCGUCUCCUUCGCCUCCUAGUUCAGGACAUUCCACCCCCCGCCUGCCACAUUCACCUGCUAGGGAGACGGAUAGACAGAACAGCAAAGAGGGUGAAGAAUGCAAAGCACUUGCCCUCAUCGACUCAACUCCUCCACCUGUUCCUCGAGCCCUUCGAUUGGACCGAAUGACUCACACUCACCCGGGCGCGGGUCUUGAUGACCACCGUGAAUUCCGCAGUCUUUCUACUGAUGGCUCCACCACUGCUAGCCAGGAUUCCCUUCACAAAGCCAGCAAAAAGAAAAGCAUCAAGUCCUCGAUCGGUCGUCUCUUUGGCAAAAAGGAAAAGGGAAGAAUCGGUGCACCCGGGCGUGAAUCGGCCUCACUGGCCUCCACUCCGUCUGAUGACCUUGGUUCAGCUGACCCAUUAGGCUUGGCAAAACUCGGGACUGGAACGGUGGAAAAAGAUCGCCGCAGCAAGAAGAAGCAUGACUUGUUGGAGGAUGCUUGUCGUCAGGGUCUUCCUUUCGCCUCAUGGGAUGGUCCCACUGUUGUAACAUGGCUUGAGCUGUGGGUCGGGAUGCCUGCAUGGUAUGUGGCAGCAUGCCGUGCCAACGUGAAGAGCGGUGCCAUCAUGGCCAACCUGUCGGACACAGAGAUCCAAAGAGAGAUCGGUAUCAGUAACCCUCUGCACAGGCUCAAACUUCGUCUGGCCAUACAGGAAAUGGUGUCCCUCACCAGUCCGUCGGCACCUGCGAGCACUCGCUCUUCAACGAGUAAUAUUUGGAUGACCCAUGCUGAGAUGGAGUCCCUUGCUGCUGCCACCAAACCAGAGCAGAAGGAGUUCAGCUGGGAUCAGAUUCUGGCCUAUGGAGAUAUGAACCAUGAGUGGGUGGGAAAUGAAUGGCUGCCCAGUCUGGGUCUUCCUCAGUAUCGCUCCUACUUCAUGGAAUCACUGGUGGAUGCCCGAAUGCUCGAUCACCUCACCAAGAAAGAGCUGAGGGGCCAGCUGAAGAUGGUGGACAGUUUCCACAGGGUGAGUCUUCAUUAUGGUAUCAUGUGCCUGAAGCGCUUGAACUACGACAGGAAAGAGCUGGAGAGGAGGCGGGAGGAGAGUCAGCAUCAGAACCAAGAUGUGAUGGUUUGGUCUAAUGAGCGAGUGAUGUGUUGGGUGCAGUCAAUCGGCCUGAAAGAGUUUGCAGACAACCUUUUAGAAAGCGCGGUCCAUGGGGCCCUCUUGGCACUAGACGACACUUUUGACUACACUGACUUGGCCCUCCUUCUUCAGAUACCAAACCAGAACACACAGGCGAGGCAGCUCCUGGAGAAGGAGUAUAAUGCGCUCAUCUCCAUGGGAACAGAAAGGAGGCCUGAUGAGGAUGGCACAAAACCAUUCACACGGUCACCAUCUUGGAGGAAGAUGUUCCGGGAGAAGGACCUCCGUGGCGUGACCUCUGAUUCCUCAGAAACAUUACCUGCCAAUUUCCGUGCCUCCGCCAUCUCGACCCCCUCUGUCACCCUGAGAAAAGUCCAGAGUGAAGCAAGCUCUGGUCCAAGAGGAGAGUCGGGUUCUGUGAGAACAUAUUCCUGCUAAAGAUAAGCACACUGGAUCUCUACCCCAUCCUGAAUGAAAACACAUUUUUGAAGAAAAAAAAAAAA